This is a messenger RNA of Gadus morhua (Atlantic cod), 2785 nucleotides long. Its product is annotated as E3 ubiquitin/ISG15 ligase TRIM25. The transcript is spliced from 7 exons. Gene Ontology annotation, molecular function: zinc ion binding. The record is from RefSeq and is a predicted model, not a curated record. Bases 295 to 1875 code for a protein of 526 amino acids. NCBI's taxonomy places the organism in Eukaryota, Metazoa, Chordata, Actinopteri, Gadiformes, Gadidae.
GCUCCGCCCCACCAGGAACUGAACUGCCAGUCACAACAUUGCUUUCGCUUCUGAUAUCUUUGUCACAUAAAGACGACGACAUGCGAAUUUUGUAGAUUCGUCACUAAUUGAUUCAUUAAUUGAGUCAUGCAAUGACCUAACACGUAUGAUGUCAUUUUCCACAACUUAAUCGCGGUCAAGAACCAAGAGAGCGAGUGCGGUCUGUUUAAUUUGCUAGUUAAACAUUGCGACAGGUAGCUAACCCCCCUCUCCAAUUCUCCAUUGACUUCCUGAACGAAGAAAUCCGCUGAGAAGAUGGACGAUCGAGAGAGGACUCCGCUCGAGGUGUUCCUCACGUGCCCGGUGUGCCAGGACCUCUUUACCGAGCCGCGCCAACUGCAGUGCGGCCACAGCAUCUGCAUGUCGUGUCUGGAGAGCAUGGUGGGCCACUCCACGGAGCUGCCCUUCCGCUGCCCGGACUGCAGGGCCUAUUUCGGGAAGAUCGUGGAGGUCCAGAAGAGUUACGCGUUGGCUAGCAUCGUUGACGACUUCAAGGAGACCUUGAAGCAGAUGGAGAAAAAGGCCGCAAAGGUGUACUGCGAUUGUUGCCCCGACGACGACGACGAUGACGACAAGCCUCUGGCGGUGAAGACAUGUCUGAAGUGCGAGGUGUCUCUGUGCAGCGAGCAUGUCCAGACGCACCUGGAGCGCCGGGCCUUCGCGGCCCACCUCCUGGUGCCCCCGCUGGCCGACCUGCCCGACAGGAAGUGCCCGCAACACGAGGACCAGGUGCUGCGCUACUAUUGCCCCACAUCACGGCGCUACGUGUGCAGCGCCUGCACGCUGGAGGGCAAGCGGAGCGCGCUAGUGACGGACGCGGCCAGCGCCCUCGGCAGGAGGAUGACGGAGUAUAUGGAUCAACGUUUUCAAAUGAUCGAGGGUCAAAUCAACAAGCUACAGGACGACAUUGACAAUGACAAAGUGAAACGCAAGCCGGGAGAUUCUUCCCUCAACAGCGUGACCGUGAUCCUGCUCUGCCUCUGGAUCAUCGUAGUGUACUACUGUAAGAGGACCUCGCAGGCAAACAUUGAAAUACUAGAAUCCUUUAACGCUCCAUUUAAAAAGCAACAAGGAAUAUUCCAUCCGUCUGCGUAUAGUUUCUCAGUGGACAACCAGACGCUCACAGACACCGUGAAGAGCCAGCAGGCACGUCUGCAUGAUAUCUACUCCACCGUCGCAGAACUCUUCGUGGAAAAUCCUCUGCAUCUUCGCAGAGACCCUGAGAAUGAAGCUCAAGGUAAGACAAGUCAAGAAGUUCCUCUCACGCUGGACCUGGGCACCGCCAAUCCUCACAUCUGGGUGUCCGGGGACCUGCGGUCUGCGCAGCUGGUGAUGACCCAUCUGGACUACCCCGUCCUCGACACCCGCUUCGACGACAUCUCCCAGAUCCUCUCCAUCCAGUGCUUUGGCGCCGGGAACCACACGUGGAUCGUGGAGGCCGAGGGGCACUGGGAGGUCGCCGUGACCCACAAGGGCAUCCCACGCAAGGGCAGCAGCGCCUUCGGAGAUGACUCGCGGUCCUGGAGCCUCGUGCGUGAGGGCGACGGGGAACCGCUGUACGCCGUGCACAGGCGGGUCCGGACCAGGCUGACCGCGGCCUCGAAGUCCAAGCGCAUGGCCGUCGCCGUGGACUUUGGGAAGGGAUCCAUCACCUUCUCCGGGGUUGGAGCCAAUGGGGGUUUCACCAGGCUGCACGAGUUCCACGCCCAGAUGACGGAGCCUGUGUGCCUGGGGCUGGGGCUGGGGCUUUACAGUUUAGACCCCCACAGCAGAGCUAGGAUCCUGGGAGCCACCUCGGACAACCAGCCACGACACCGGGUAGCCAACGGCUCUUAGUGCAGCCAUGAUGGGACUCAGGAGGGUGUCGCCCGCUAGUGGUUCUCGAUGAAUUCAUCAUGAAGGUUGCAGUUCUCCAGUCAGGGAGAGUUGAAUAUAUUGCCGCGUGAAUAUGAAGUAUAUCCGGAUUACCAACAGACUAUGACUGGACAUUAGCACAGCGAUCUUUACAGCACGGGUAUUGCUUGGAUUUUAUUUGCAGGAACUGCUCUAUUUGUGGAUAUUAACAAAACUGUUCAAAAGAGUGUUGGCACAGAUUAAGGUGGAGGAAUAUUUUUGUGUAUUUGAUUUGAUCUUUUACUUCAAAUUGAUAUUUGAAGCAAUGAUAUUUUUUCUCAGGGAUUUCUUUAGUAUUUGUAAAGAAUAUCUAAAAGAUGAAUCACUUUUGAUAAGACGCUAUGACAGCGUUAGGAUAACUUGUUUUCUGAACUUGACUUGAGAUACAAUAUGAACAUUGUUCCCAACGUAAUUAAGUGCACAAACAAAAUGCAUCCUUCUUCGUCUUGGCUAUCAAUUUUAAUUUGGGCUGUCUCGCCAUCAGCAAAAAAAUUUUUGCAUACAGGAAGUUCUUGAUGUACUUCCACUUCCUGUCCACCUGGGUUUUAGGACUAAUGUUCACUUUUAAACAGAGUAAAAAAAGAACUGGGGGAAUUUGUACAGCUGUUAAACAAAAUGUAUAUUUUAAAAGACAAUUAAUACUAUUAAAGAUAACUAAAUGUCUAAACUUAUGAUUACAAAACAUUCUUUAAUCUCAUGGUAUGCUUCCUAGUCAUAAAAAGACAAGCACACAAUAAUAACCCAUAAACCUGCUAAACAGACACACCCAAUAUCUACUUUGGAUGGCAGGACCUAAAAGAAUAUGUUGCGUUUCUGUACGCCUACCUGCUAAAUAAACCUAAGUCCAAUCACA